This is a messenger RNA of Centruroides sculpturatus (bark scorpion), 6472 nucleotides long. Its product is annotated as calcineurin-binding protein cabin-1-like. NCBI's taxonomy places the organism in Eukaryota, Metazoa, Arthropoda, Arachnida, Scorpiones, Buthidae. Bases 139 to 6312 code for a protein of 2057 amino acids. The record is from RefSeq and is a predicted model, not a curated record. Gene Ontology annotation, biological process: chromatin organization. Gene Ontology annotation, cellular component: nucleus. The transcript is spliced from 43 exons. Gene Ontology annotation, molecular function: protein binding; nucleosome binding.
UUUUAAAAUAUAAAUUCGUUUUUAUACGUAUUAUCUUUUAUAAUGCUCAUAAAUUUAACAUGCAUUUAAUAUUUAAGGAGAAAUAUUUGAUGAAUUAUAGCAGAAUGUGCUGCAGAAGAUUGAAGAAAUUCUUAUAAAAUGAUAAAGAUCAAUGCUUUAAAUGAUAAAUCAGGAUCUGCAUCUGAUGGCAAUGAAGGCCAAGUUGUCACCACUAAGGAGGCACAGGAGGAAGCGGCUUAUUGCUUAUAUAAUAAAGCAUUAGAAUUGCAAAAGCAAGGAGAUAAAUUACAAGCUGAAGAAACAUUCAAAGAACUGUUACAAACGCAAUUUAUUUCUAAGGCUGCUCCAAGAGAAGAUGAAGAUGGCCCACUCUCUCCAGCUCACACGCUCAAAUAUUUGGCAUGUAAAAAUAUGGCUAGCAUUGCAGCAGAAAGGGAGGAUUAUAACACUGCCAUGGAAUCUUAUUUAGAUGCUAUCAAUAUUGAUGCCACUGAUGUUACUAUAUGGUACAAAAUGGGAUUAGUAGCAUUGAAACUACAUAAUUAUCCUCUUGCAAGAUUAUCUUUUGAAGAGGGACUUAAAUGUAAUCCAAAACAUUGGCCUUGUUUGGAUAAUGUGAUAACUGUGCUUUAUGUUUUAAAUGAUUAUGCUAAUUGUCUUUACUACAUAUCAAUAGCAUUAGAACGAGAAUGCUCAUAUAUUAAAGGAUUAACUUUUCGAAAUCAAAUUUACGAGGAACACGAUGGGCUUCGUUCAUAUUGCGAAGAUUUUUUUAAAAAAUGUGAUGAAUCUAUUUACAAAGCAUCUUUUGAUAAAUCUGAAGGUCAAAAGUUUAUAGAUGAAGCACUAACUAUGAGAGAGAAAAAACGGGAAUUAUCGAAAUCAUCGCCACUUCCGGAAUUAAAAUUUAAACAACCUCUAGUCGAAUUUAAAUGGAAACAGUUAGGCGAAAGGUUGAUAUCUAUGUACGAUUAUAUUCUGAAUUCAAAUCCGAGAAUUUCUUUUGGAUGUAGACUCAACUUGGCAACGUAUUUAGAAACUCUUGAGAAACCACUGCCAGAAACAAAACCGGAACAGGAAAAAAGAUCGUCGUCACCCGCUACCGUUUCGUCGUCGUCCGAAGCAUACAGCAUUCCUUUGGCUUCUCCCGCAUCGGUCCCAACUUCCCAGUCUAGUCAAGCAUUACAGUUGUGUUCUCAAGAAAAAGUGACUUCAACGGGAGAAAUAUCGAUAUUAAUGGAAACAGAAGAAACGCCGAUCGGUUGCGUUGUAACCACUGCGACAAGUACAGAAAUUAGAACCGUACACUCGGAAAGUACGUCGUGCCUAGAGAGAGGUCGCAGGUGUCCUCAGAAACGAGGACCGAAACGUAAACGGUUAAUUAUGGAAAGUAUGGAUUCUGGAAUCAAAAGAAGAUCUGCUAGAGUAAGAAAUACAUUGAAGAAACAUCAAGAAAACACUUGUGUGAAUUAUCAAGAUCUCUUGAAGAAAUUUCUUCCACCAAGUCUUAGUGAUGCAAGGGAAGAACUAGAUGAGGACGAACACGUUCCUCCCGCAAAUGAAAUAGGAACCAGCACGUUGACAAUGGAAGGAAAAGAACCAAAUCAGCAUGAUGGUGAUAAAAAUGCAAAAACAGUUAAUUUGCUAAGUUCUACGGAAGUAGAUGACGUGAAGAAAUUUCUGUCCGAUAAUCAAAAUAACGGUGGGGUGCUUGACGUUUUAUAUAAAUAUUUAAUUGAAUUGAGUGCGAGAAGUGAUUUGGUGUGGCCACAAGGUUUGGUUGAUAUUUAUCUAUCGGCAUAUACCAGAGCUAGGGAACAUUAUACACUGCCUUCACUUUUUUCGGAAAGUACAGAUGUGGAAUCAAUUAAAGAUCAAGGCUUGAUGACUUUAUUGUACAUGGAACUCAAAAUCGACAAAUGGCAUAACAAAGGACAUUCGUCGACGCCUAAAGGAACCGGUCAACACGGAUCCGAACUCCUGGACAAAUUCUUUAUGGAAGAUCUUAAUUAUUUGUUCCACAUCUCCAUUUUGAAGUGUGUUUUCGGAGAUUAUUUAACGAGUUUCAUGAUUCGAGCUCUUUGGCUGAAAGGAAAAUUUCAUUCGUUCGAUGGGGAUAUAGAUGUAGCUGUUGGCUGUUUUGAUCAGUUAUUAAACGUUUUACAAGAAGCUGAAGAAGAAAAUAAAGCUGCCAAAAAAGAGAAUUUAUUGAAUUGUACAACAAUGAAUGUUAUAAGUACAGAACACGUAAGGGAACAAUUAGAAUUGCUACAAUGCUGCCAAUCUCUAGAAGAAGUACACAAAUUAUACGAAAAAGGCGAUUUCCAGGCAGUCGUCGAUCUGUUAGUUCCUACAUUCCGACAAGCCCAAACCAGAAGAAAGAUAUCUAACGACGGUAACGUUCCCGAACGUUACGCCCAGCUCUGUUUAUUGCAAGAUUCGUUAUGGAAAUUGAAAAAUUAUCAGGAAUGUCUUACUUGGGGAGAAGUAGCAUUUCACGAAGCCCUGAAUCAGUACAUGACCGUCAUCACGGCUACCGAAAGAACGGUUUGGGCAGAAACAAUGAGUCAUCUGCUGGCGGGAUUAAAUAGAUGUGUAACUUUGGAUGAAAAGCUAUUAGAUAAAAUGGAAAAAUCAAAAUUAGUAAGAUUUGCCAAUAAUUUGAUUAGUUUGAUAUCUCUACAAAUGAUUGUUGCUGAAACUAUAUUAGAAAGUGACAUUCCAAUUGUAUCACCGUGGAUUCUCUUGUAUAUAUUGAUCAGACGGGAGGAACUAAAGAUUCAAGCUGCUGAAGCUAACGACUCCAAAGAUGCAAAGAAAUUGAUAACAGAUACGAUUGCCAAGCAGACUCAACAGGAAGGAGAUUUUGCAUUAGGAAUGCCCUCGUCUUUGAUGUUGUUGUUUACUGCGCACGAGUGUCUCGGCCGUUUUGCUUGGUGUUCGGGUUCGGACGGAGCACUGUUGUUACUUUCGGUAGACGUCAUGUCUUCAGAACUACAAAAGUCGACGCCUUCGAAUCCAAACCCUUUCCGAGAAGAUUUAGAAUCUGGUUUAGAACAGUGUUUUUAUUGUUUGUACGGUCAUCCUAGCAAACGUACAAAGGCAAAACAUCUUCAAGAACACAAUGCUCAAAUGAUUACACUAACCUGGGAACGUAGUUUUCUGUUGUUUGAAUAUUUUAAACCAAGUGUUCUUCCAGAAUUUGACAGUUACAGAACAAAUACCGUUUCUGCAGAAUUGGAAAAUCUUUUACGUCGCAUACUUGCUCUAAUCCCUGCCGACGAAGAUCCGUCGUCACGAGUAGAUGCGAUUACCGCUUACAUAGAAGGAGGUACAGAUAAAUGCCCUGUUUUACCUGAUGAUAAGAAUCCCAGUACCAUAGUCAAAAGUCUCUAUUAUUUAUUGGGAGAUUAUUAUUUUAAAAAUAAAGAAUUUGGGAAGGCAAUAAAAUUUUACAUCUUGGACAUCUGCGUCAAUCCCGACCGCUUUGAUUCUUGGGCGGGAAUGGCUCUUGCCCGUAGCUCACAAUUAGAGCAAAAGUUGAGUUGCUGUGAUCUGAAGAACGAGGGAUCAAUUUACAGAAAGUCAACAUCCGCUCUUCGUUGUUUCAAACAUGCUCUAGAACUCGAUUCUACCCACACUUCUCUGUGGAUAGAAUACGGUUCGAUUGCUUACAUGCUUCAUUCGCACACUUCUCGGCAGCUGAAACAGCAAGCUCAGUUUAAUUUCGGAGAAGAUGUGUUGGAAUUACUUCAUAGGAAAAAGAAGGAAAUGCUGGUAAUUGCGGAGAACUGUUUCCUUUCAGCAAACAGUUGCGAAAUCGAGGGCGUGGAAUUGGAGGAGGUGUGGUUGCAUCACUACAUGUUGGGGAAAAUAGCAGAAAAGAAACAAGAGCAUCCAAAAAUUUAUUUGGAGCAUUAUAAACAAGCCGCAAAAUACUUACACGAAGACGAAGCGAGAUAUCCCAAAAAAAUUCACUAUCAUAAUCCUCCGGAACUCUCAAUCGAAGCAUUGGAGAUAUAUUAUAGAAUUCAUGUGUCAAUAUUAAAGUAUUUAUUCAAACAAAAAGACGAUGCGGUUCCUCAAGAUGAUUUAGAAAUUUUUCAAACGUAUUUAACAGAAGCAGCAAAUAGUCCUUUUGCUAAAUUUCAAGAAAAAAGAGAAUUGGAAAGAGAAAGUCGAUACACUUCUUUAAGUUCAUCAGAAGCAGAAGAGUCAUUGGUUGGAGUUUCCGUAGCAAAGAAAACUCGAAAAGCUGCCACUGUUGCCAAUGAUCAUGAUUACUUUCAAGGUCAAAGACAUACUCAUGGAUAUAAGCCAGAAAGUGCAAUGCAGAGAGGACACCGUGUUUCUAUCGAUUCUUCCUCGGAGUCGCAAGAUUCCGCUGCUGUUAAAGACGUGCUGAAUUCCAUAGUGGCAGUAGUUUCUGAAUCUUGUGUGUUUGGCGAAAGCCACAACGGUCCGACUCUCGUGCUCGGCGACCACAAGAUUCGUAAGAUGGUACCCAAGAAAGAAGAAGUGGUCAUGACUCCUGUAAUAUUAACUGCAGACUCAAACGUAUCGAAUAGCGAUCAGAUUCAAUUUCAACCGAAACCUUUAACGAAUAAAAUAGAUUUUAGAAUGGACAAUCCUUUAGCUUCCAUCUUGCAAGAAAAGUCGCCCAUUCUGACAGAAAUACCAGUCUUCCAGAGCGAGAAUACCGUCAAAGUACAAGAAACCAUAGAAGAAUUCCUACUUCCGAAAAGAAAACUCGAACAAGACGGCGAACAACUGUUGACUCCAGUCAAAGAAAUUAUUAAAAAUUUAGAAAACAUCACGGAUAUUAAAAAAAUACCGGAGAACAUGGAAUUAGAUAACGAGAAAGUUCCAAACGAAUUAAAAAUAAUCAUUAUUAAAGACGAACCAGAACCGAAACGAAUUAUAGAUGUUGUAGAGAAACAGCCGUUAACAAAGAAAAAGAUUGUCGAUCAAUGCCUGAAAGGGGUAAGAAAUUGUUUGCAGCGAUUCACACAACACUACAAAUCUCUGUAUCGCCUUUCUCACUAUUAUUGUUACUCUGCGGAAGACAAAAAGCUCCCGUUAUCUCGCGAGAUACUAUUGGGAAUUCCCGCAGGACAGAGCUUCUCCACGAUUGGUCAUCAGGGACUGUUCGCAGAGAGAAAAAAUACAAACUUCUUUAAUGGAAUAUGGAGGAUUCCCAUAGACGAAAUAGACAGACCGGGAAGUUUCAGUGCCCACAUGUAUCGUUCUAUUGUUUUGCUAGUCGAAGUUUUACAUCAAUUGAAGGACCAUGUCAUGCUCCUUCAUCUGACGGUGCAGCUGAGUAGAAUUCCGGAUCUCGGAAAGAAAUAUUUACGAGAUACCGAUCGCACUCAUCUAGCCAGAGAUACAUUUACCAAAUGUUUAAACAUUCUACGCGAUCAAUUAAACAGCCUCAUGCAGGAAGAACCUCCGCCAGAAGAGGGACGACUGAUAACCUGCCUCCUCGACAUAUAUCGGACAUGGCAAAGCCUACAGAAGGCUGCGGUCUUUCCGGAAUUGGCGAACGAAUUGUUGGAAGAGGCUUACAGGAUGUACAAGUUGGGGGAGGUCGAUCGCAGUCCGCCGGUACUCGACCAAGCAAUCAGAUUUUGCCAACUACAGCAGUUGAAACAGAUCAAUUCACAGACCAUGCAAGACUUGUCUCGCAAUCUCCUGAUCUCCGGAAUUUUAGUUAAGCCCACUGAGAAUAUAACAGAUGGCUUGGCCACGUCAUACACUGCCAUCAACAGUACAACGAUUACUCCUCCUAGAGCCAUUGAUGCGGGGCAGACAGAAUCUCUACGCAUCCUUUCGGCGAACGACCAGAACUUGGAGGCUUUGGCCACGCUUAUUGUUUCCCAGAAUUCUACUCUGUCUCUGACUUACAUUUCUUCGGUGGAACUGCAGUCGAACGAGACCGUGGCCUCUCAGUCCCGGACUCCCAUCGCCGAUCUUGGCCGGGCACACGCCAAAAGUCUCUCGCCCUACAUCACCUAUCCGGUGGUGCUGCCGGAGGCAGGGACUGCGCGUUCGGUCCCUGAUUCGUUUCCCACCACCAGCAGGGGAACGGGCAGUUACGUCAUGCCCCAGAUGCACUUCAACGUGAUGAGGAAGAGAUGGCAAACUCACGGGGGAAGAAGGCACAGGUUCGGAGGUGUUCCCUCCACCCUCACGAGGCUUCCCACGUCCGUCCCGUCCGGGCACGGAAGCGGGGAGUCGACUCUGCCGUUCGUUCCAGACACGCAAAAACGAGACUGCAGACACAUUAAUCUUUCCAUGCAGAAAAACUAACUGUGGAGAAUAUAGAAUGAUUAUGUUCGCAAGUACAGUGCCUUCCUGUUUGUAAACCAAUGGAUCGGAUUCUGAAACUGACUUAUUUGAUUUUUCUAUUUCUUGAGUUUUACAUGUUCUGUGUGUACUUAUAAGUGCAAUAAAAUAGUUUUCAGGAGCA